AUGCACUUGUCCGAUGCGAACUCAGAGGAAGAAGAUCCUUGUAUAGAGAUUGAUGUGUUGGACGAAAGUGAGGACAAAUGUAGCGUUUUGGAGAUGGAGAAAAAAUCGAUAGAAGCAGCAGCAUUGGCGGGCGUGACAGAGGAGACAGUAGAUUCGACGUCGAGAGCAGUGGCAAUGAUAAGUGAAAAUAAGAACCGACAAGAUGGCUUCAAUGAUAAAAAGUUAACCGAUUCAGUAUUGCAGUUGGACGAAAACAGCACGCAGCAGCAGCAAAGUUCCUUGCAACAAAACACAUAUCACUAUCACAGUAAUAGCCACCAUCAUCAGCAUCAUCACGAACAACAACACCAAAGAUUACAACAGCAACAGCAACAUCUACAUUUAAAGGAAGAAGAAUGCGACGAAGAAUUAAAAGUCGAUGCCAAGACAGAAAGAGAGAGCAAAGAAUGCAAGGAACUUUAUCGAUCAAGUUUUAAUCGAACAUCUUUAGAUGACUUAGAGCAACAACCAACAUUUGACGAAACGGAUUGUGAUCUGAUACCUUGUAAUACAGUCGAUGUUAUCCAGUCUCACUCACCUGCUCCAGAUAUUCUCUCUAUGACUAAAGAACAGCUACAUGAACAAUUAAUUCAAGAAAUCAAAUCCAGGAGGAAAAUUGAGAAAGAAUGCCAGACCAUUAAAGAAACAUUCCAAGAACAAGUAAACACAUUCUCAUUCUCUGUUAUUUUUUUAUUCAUCUUUAAUGUCUUACCUUCUCUAUUCUUCUUUCUCUUCGUUUUCUAUUUGUCUCUUUACUUCUUGCAUCCUUUUACUUUCAUUGUUUUAUCUCUCCCUCUUGUCUUUCUCUCGAUAUGA
Molecule: messenger RNA, 855 nt
Organism: Acanthosepion pharaonis
Lineage: Eukaryota; Metazoa; Mollusca; Cephalopoda; Sepiida; Sepiidae
Source: the annotation of a GenBank genome assembly